This is a messenger RNA of Apiotrichum porosum, 1425 nucleotides long. RefSeq lists its product as uncharacterized. The transcript has 3 exons. Bases 1 to 1425 code for a protein of 474 amino acids. The record is from RefSeq and is a predicted model, not a curated record. NCBI's taxonomy places the organism in Eukaryota, Fungi, Basidiomycota, Tremellomycetes, Trichosporonales, Trichosporonaceae. Gene Ontology annotation, biological process: lipid metabolic process.
AUGGCGUCCGGCGAGAACAUUGUCGCCAUGGCCUCAUCCAACUCGUCGCCUGGAGCAAUUCCGCGCACAUCGUCUGCAUCGUCGCCUACCUCGAUCGACCUCACCACCCUCUUUGCCCCUCCCUUCUUCUUCGCUCCCUUCAACCGUCUGCAUGAGCGCAACCUCCUCGUCGCCGAACCUCUCGGCAAAGAUCCUGUGGUCUGGUUUUGCUACGCGAUCCUUCCCACCCUCUGCUUGCUGGUGCAGGCAUACCUGAUCCUCACCCCGGGCACGCGCAAGCACCGCAGGGCGAUGGGCGCCGUGACUGUCGGCGUCAUGUGGGGAGCGUGGACGAGCUGGAGGUUCCAUGAAUUCGAGUUCAAUGCGUUCAACUGUGGCAUCACCAUCGUGUUCAUCCACCUGGCCAUCAAAGCCAUCGAGUGGACGCUGCUGGAGCAUCACCUCGUGGACCCCCGCAUGGCUGCCGGCCGCCCGAAGUUGGUGGCCGCCAUGGACCUGUGUAUGAAUUCGCGUCUGCUGGGUCUGGGUGCCAUGGGCCUGGACACGCUUGCUGGCCCACCCAACGCGACGCUCAAAGCGGUCCACAUCGAGAGGCACCUGCCCAAGCCUUCUGGUCGCCCCACUUCUCGCCUUGGAGCUAUCGCACGCCACAUGGUCUGGGUCAUCGGUUACUACCUGUUUAUGGACGCUCUGCUGGCCACAUUCCGUCGUGUCGGUGGACCGCUCCUCCUCCCCGGGCCCGUCGGCGCCGUCAAAGCCUACUCGUACUCGAGCAGGUUCAUCAUGUUCCCUGGUGUCCUCGACAUUGAGCCUUACCCCUUCCUGGUCGCGUACGCAGUCCAGGCGUGCGUCCCCGGCAUCAUCUGUGGCGGACUGCAGCUCGGAUACCACCUUGCGGCGGUUGUGUGCCUGUCCUCUACGUUCUGGGAGGUCGACUCGUGGGAUGUCGACCUGUUCGAUGGACCGUGGAAGGCCCAGUCGCUCAUCGACCUCUGGGGCAAGCGCUGGCACCAGCUCUUCCGUCACCAGUUCGUCAUCUGCUCCGCAGCGACGCUGUGGCUCCUCCGCCUCCCGAACACUCCCUACCUCCUCUUCCCCCUCACCUUCCUCUUCUCUGGCGCCCUCCAUUCCUUGGGCGAGCUCAACAUGUCCUCCCCCGUUCCGCAACCGUUCAAGCUGGCCGCCUUCUUCGCCCUCACGGGCGUGGCGUGUAUGCUCGAAGUGGUAUUCAAGGCGAUUACUGGCAAGAGGGUCAAGGGAGUGGCUGGGCGAAUUUGGAUGUGGCUCUUCAUGUUUGUGGUGGGCCGCGUUGCGGUGGACGCAUGGCUUGAUGCCGGCGUGGCCGGCUGUCCGCUCUUGCCUCCUGGUGGACCAGGAGAGUAUGUGGCUGAUUGGAUGCUCAAGUACGUUUUUCACGAAAAGUAG